Messenger RNA from Brassica oleracea var. oleracea, 1545 nucleotides. Its product is annotated as IAA-amino acid hydrolase ILR1-like 3. The coding region runs from base 173 to 1462 and encodes 429 amino acids. NCBI's taxonomy places the organism in Eukaryota, Viridiplantae, Streptophyta, Magnoliopsida, Brassicales, Brassicaceae. Gene Ontology annotation, biological process: auxin metabolic process. The transcript is spliced from 4 exons. Gene Ontology annotation, cellular component: endoplasmic reticulum. Gene Ontology annotation, molecular function: IAA-Ala conjugate hydrolase activity. The record is from RefSeq and is a predicted model, not a curated record.
AAAAGAAAGAAAGAAAGAGUAAUAGUAAUAUUUUGCGUGACGUCAGUGGUCAGGUGAUCUCUCUACCUUAAACGCAAGCGUUCGAUUGGUACUUGCCACCAACCUUCGCUAAAGUCGUCGUCUACCUCUUCCGAUCACAGCUUCUUUGCCUUUCGCUGAUCCCAGUCCGGAGAUGGCUAUUUCCUCAAUUCCACACUCAGCGUCUCUUCUUGUUCUACUAUUGCUCGUUAUCGUUUCCGUCAAUGGAGAGUACCCGCCGCGUCUUCUGCUGGAAGCUCAGGCAGAUAAAGAUUGGUUAGUCUCCGUGAGAAGACAAAUCCACGAAAACCCAGAACUCCUUUACGAGUUGCACCAAACCAGUGCCCUCAUUCGCCGCGAGCUCGACCAAUUAGGAGUCUCCUACACCUACCCCGUCGCCAAAACCGGAAUCGUCGCUCAAAUCGGGUCCGGUUCACCUCCGGUUGUUGCUCUCCGUGCCGACAUGGACGCCCUCCCCUUGCAGGAACUGGUCGAGUGGGAUCACAAGAGCAAAAUCGAGGGCAAAAUGCAUGCUUGCGGCCACGAUUCUCACACCACUAUGCUCCUUGGUGCUGCCAAGUUGCUUACCAAACGCAAACAUAUGCUCAAUGGAACAGUGAGGCUUCUCUUCCAGCCUGCGGAAGAAGGUGGCGCUGGUGCUUUUCAGAUGAUGAAAGAGGGUGCUUUGGGUGAAUCUGAAGCCAUCUUUGGAAUGCAUGUUCAUCAUGGCUUGCCUACAGGACAAGUAUCAAUUAUCUCUGGUCCUUCUAUGGCAUCCACCAGCAUUUUCAGUGUAAGAAUAUUCAGUGGAGGAGCUUCUUCUUGUGUUGAUCCACUCUUGGCUGCUUCAUCUACCAUCUUAGCUUUGCAGCAUAUAGUCUCCAGAGAAGCAGAUCCUCUCUUAAGCUACGUGCUGUCUGUUACGUUUAUGAAAAGCAGCGGCGCUUCUGAUGAGAUUCCACCGUAUGUAGUAGAAUUUGGGGGAACUUUGAGGAGUCUUACGACCCAUGGCAUGAACUGGUUGAGACGCAGGAUGAAAGAGGUGGUUGAAGGAGAAGCUCAAGUACAUAGAUGCCAAGCGGAUAUAGACAUGCAUGAAGAAGAUCAUCCUAUGUAUCCAGCCACUGUGAACGAUCACAAGUUACACGAGCACGCUGAAAGGGUUCUGAAGCUCUUGGUUGGACCCGAGAAUGUCAAACCGGGUGACAAGAUAAUGGCGGGCGAAGAUUUUUCCUUCUAUCAACAGAAAAUACCAGGUUACUACCUAGGAAUCGGUAUCAGAAACGAACAAGUCGGUUCUGUGCAUUCGGUUCAUUCACCUUAUUUCUUCCUUGAUGAAAAUGUUCUUCCCAUUGGAUCAGCAGUGUUUGCUGCCUUAGCCGAGAUGUAUAUUCAAGACCAUCAAAAUCAAACCAAGUCUGGACAAGACAAAACUCAGAUGUAAAGUUUCUUUGUUACUUUUACCCCUUCACAAAUAAAAGUUAUUGUGCAAUUUAUACAUUGAAAUUAACCUACUGAGUUUCAGUU